AGGCGCCAGGUCCUUCCCAGUUCCCGCGAUGCUGAGGCCGCUGCGAGGGGCCGGGAGUCGUCGGGGAUAAGCCCCCGCCCCCGGAGCCGAGGGCUCGCGCUCUGCGGACCGGCAGGGCCCGCCCCACGGGAAGAAAUGAGUGGUGGAUUGGCCCCAAGUAAAAGUACAGUGUAUGUAUCCAACUUGCCCUUUUCCCUGACCAACAAUGACUUAUACCGGAUAUUUUCCAAGUAUGGCAAAGUUGUAAAGGUUACUAUGAUGAAAGAUAAAGAUACCAGGAAGAGUAAAGGUGUUGCAUUUAUUUUGUUUCUGGAUAAAGACUCUGCACAAAAUUGUACCAGGGCAAUAAACAACAAACAGUUAUUUGGUAGAGUGAUAAAAGCAAGCAUUGCUAUUGACAAUGGAAGAGCAGCUGAGUUCAUCCGAAGACGAAACUACUUUGAUAAAUCUAAGUGUUAUGAAUGUGGGGAAAGUGGACACUUAAGUUAUGCCUGUCCUAAAAAUAUGCUUGGAGAACGUGAACCUCCAAAGAAGAAAGAGAAAAAGAAAAAAAAGAAAAUUCCUGAACCAGAAGAAGAAAUUGAAGAAGUACAAGAAAGUGAAGAUGAAGGAGAAGAUCCUGCUCUUGACAGCCUCAGUCAGGCCAUAGCUUUCCAGCAAGCCAGAAUUGAAGAAGAACAAAGAAAGUGGAAACCCAGUUCAGAGAGUCCCUCAACCUCUGAUGAUUCAAGACGCCCAAGGAUAAAGAAAAGCGCAUAUUUCAGUGAUGAAGAAGAACUUAGCGAUUAAAAUUAUAUUUAUUAUGUAAAUAUUAAAAAAAUGUUUUUAAUCUUAGAGUACCAAGUUCAAUUGGGACUAAAGAUUGUUUUUUAGAAUUUGACCAUACAAAUACUUAAUG
Pipistrellus kuhlii (Kuhl's pipistrelle) is the source of this 898-nucleotide messenger RNA. Its product is annotated as zinc finger CCHC-type and RNA-binding motif-containing protein 1-like. Gene Ontology annotation, biological process: mRNA splicing, via spliceosome. Gene Ontology annotation, cellular component: U12-type spliceosomal complex. NCBI's taxonomy places the organism in Eukaryota, Metazoa, Chordata, Mammalia, Chiroptera, Vespertilionidae. The record is from RefSeq and is a predicted model, not a curated record. Gene Ontology annotation, molecular function: RNA binding; zinc ion binding.